AUGGAUACUUUGACUGGAGCUGGAGGCUUGAGCAAUAUGAAUGGUGUUAACACCAUCGUUCAUUCUCCCAAAGAUAGGAGCUCUGUUAUGACAACUGGGCCUGGUAUACACCGUCAAUUUGAUAUCGUUAUUGAAAGAUGUUAGAAUAUUUAGGAAUCACAAUAUCCAUUCGUGGGAAGGUUUUAUGGGUCCUCUCGAAGACUUUCUAACGACAAACUCGUGCCUCAUGCGUUUCUAAAUCAUAGAAAUAUGUUGCACUUGAAGAUUGCUUGAUACAAAACCCGGCUACCUUAUUGGAAUAUGAAAUUCAAUCGCUCCUUUCUACCGAAAAUGAGGAUUCGCAGGAAACACCUUUCAAGUGUAUUAAAGGUCGUUCAUUAGUAAAACGGGUUUCUACGAAUGAUGGGCUACGGGCCGGGAUCAGGCGUGGCGCAUACCUUACCAAGGAUUUAUGGACCAACCGUCAGGACCAAUUGACACCAACAUAUCCAGAUUAA
This is a messenger RNA of Hymenoscyphus albidus, 497 nucleotides long. Lineage: Eukaryota; Fungi; Ascomycota; Leotiomycetes; Helotiales; Helotiaceae. The record is from the annotation of a GenBank genome assembly.